UGGAAAUCGUUUCAUCUGGAACUCUGGUGUGCUCUGUAGCUGGGUCCCAAUCGAUUCCCACUUGCGUGAUUGUGCAAUGCCCUACGGCCACCGAGCCCGGUUUCUUCAUAAAACCACGGGCAUCUCUCCUCUCCUAUGGAUUCGGUAGCAGCCAUAUCCCAAUCGGAACGAAGACUGUUGUUGCUAUGAAGUCCUACGUUCUCUCCACACUCGCUACCUACCUGGCCUCUGCUGCCGCAUUAUCAAUCGCCGAAGUCAACGGUCCCGCGUGGCUUUCUCCAUACAACGGAAAAGCCAUCUCCAAUGUUACCGGCCUGGUGACCGCCGUCGGAUCCGCUGGCUUCUACCUUCAAGACGUGGCUCCUAGCAACUCAGCCAAGUUCGGAAAGAAGAGCUUUCUGUCCUCGGGAAUCUAUGUGUUCAACUCCACCGCGGCAAAGACCGUAGUCUCGGGCGACAUCGUCACCAUCGGGGACUCCAGGGUCACCGAGUACCGCUCCUCUUCGGCAUAUAUCUACCUAACAGAGAUCAUAAACCCCACCAACAUCGUCAAGGUCUCCUCGGGCAACACAGUGACGCCGAUUAUCCUAGGAAAGACGGGACUGUCUCCUCCCACUACGCAGUACUCGGCCUUGGACAAUGGCGACAUCUUCGGUCUUCCCAAUGGCGCGAGUCUGCUUUCCACCACCAAUGCUACUCUUACGCCGACCAAGUACGGCCUGGAUUUCUGGGAGAGCUUGGUCGGAUCGUACGUGCAAAUCACUGCACCCGUGGCGCUGGGCACCAAUAGCAACUAUGGCGAUGUAUGGGUCCGCGGCGACUGGAAAGUCACCGGCCUCAACAAGGCCGGAGGCUUGACCAUUACCACCGACUCCUCUACCUCCGACGCAAACCCCGAAGCCAUUCUCAUCGGCGACCCGCUGGACGGCACCAAUAACGUCGACGUAAAACUCGGCGAUGUCCUCGGCCCGAUCGAAGGCGUCGUAACUUACGCCUUCGGCUUCUACCGGAUCCUUCCCAAGACCGCCAUCACGGUCACCUCCGCCAGCUCCGGCGUCGUCCCCCCUACCACCCUCGUCUCCAAGGGCUCCUGCAAAGGCAUCACCAUCGGCCAAUACAACGUCGAGAACCUGACGCCAAAGUCCUCACACCUCCCCGCGCUGGCUGCCCACAUCGUGGACUACCUCAAGACACCCGAUCUCCUCUUUGUGCAGGAAGUUCAAGACAACGACGGCACCAUCAACGCCGGCAUCACCUCCGCAAACGAGACACUUGCUGCGCUCUCCGCCGAAGUAGCCGCACUCUCUGGAAUAACCUACUCCUCCGUCGAGAUCGCCCCGGAGAACGGCAAGGACGGCGGCGCACCCGGCGGAAACAUCCGUGUAGCAUACCUUUAUAACCCCACGGUCCUUUCGCUCACCCCGGGCACCGCCGGCAACGCCACCGCCGGCACUGCCAUCCUCCCCUCCGGCGCACUGACCUACAAUCCCGGCCGCAUCGACCCCACCAACGUGGCAUUCACCUCCUCGCGCAAGCCCCUCGUCGCCUGCUUCACCAUCAAGAGCUCCAAGAAGCCUCUGUACGCCAUCAACGUGCACUCCGGCUCCAAGGGCGGCUCCAGCUCCCUCCACGGCGACAGCCGCCCGCCGAUCAACGGUGGCAUCGAAGACCGUCUCGCGCAGGCCGCGGCAAUGAAACCCUUCAUCGCCUCGAUCCUGGCCGUCAAUGCCGACGCGCACAUCAUUGCCGCGGGCGAUUUCAACGAGUUCUCGGGUGUGGCCCCGCAGGAGCUGCUGGAGGAGGUCAUGUACGAUCUGGAUGUGGUCGCUGGCAUCAAGAAGGAGGAGAGGUACACUUACCUGUAUGACAUGAACUCGCAGCAGCUGGAUCAUAUCCUGGUGAGCAAGGCGCUUAGUAAGAAGGUUAAGGCGCUUGAGCAUGUGCAUGUUAAUACCCAUGGUGCGGUUGAGGUUAGCGAUCAUGAUCCGUCGGUGGCGCUGUUUAAAGAUAUCUGCUGAAGAUGGGAAGAGGGAGAGGAGGAUGUAAUGAUAAUGUAAUAUAUUGUGAAUACACACGCGCCUUUGGCAACGAGAAACAGCCAUCAGAUUUACAGAUUCUGAUGC
Messenger RNA from Tricharina praecox, 2123 nucleotides. Its product is annotated as Endonuclease/exonuclease/phosphatase. The transcript has 3 exons. Gene Ontology annotation, molecular function: catalytic activity. The record is from RefSeq and is a predicted model, not a curated record. Lineage: Eukaryota; Fungi; Ascomycota; Pezizomycetes; Pezizales; Pyronemataceae. The coding region runs from base 186 to 2018 and encodes 610 amino acids.